CUCUUUUUCUUGAUUAAUUACUCGUAUUACUAAGAGCAAAGAGCAUCCCUUGGUAUAAUUAUAUAAAGGCAUGUUGAGAAAAAAAGGUCGGUUUUUUUCUCAUAUUUCAGCGCCUCCUGUAGAAACUACAAUUAACUCCUUAAUAUUUUCCUGAUUCGCUCUCUUCAGCAGCCAUUGUUGCAAACCUCAAUUUCACAAACCUAAUUUCGGCGUUUUACACGAUUGUAAAAAUCGAAGGGUGAAAGCAAAAUCAGAGAGAAAUUUCGCAAUUUAGGGCACACUUUUGGAAAUUUUUUUAAUCAGUUGUGUAAAUCGGGAGGAUUAUAAAUGGGAAAAAAAAAGAAUAUAGUGAUAGAUGACGAUGAGUAUUCACUUGGGACUGAGAUGUCUGAGGAGUCCCAGGUUACGGAGGAGAAGGUAGUUCCUACUGCUGGUGGGAAGAAGAAGAAGGGAAAGAAGGGAAAUUCUAAGGGGGCACAGGGGAGAGUUGAGGAAGACGAGGAGGUUCCGGAAGUAGUGUUUGUUGGGAAGAAGAAGUCGUCGAAGAAAGGUGGUGGUAAGGUGAGUUUUGAGUUGUUAGGGAAUGAGGAUAAUGAUGAUCAGGGGAAAGAUGAGAGUGAUGAUGAGGAUGUAUCUAUAGUGAGCUUUGCGGGAAAGAAAAAGUCGUCGAAGGGUUCAAAGAAGGGUGGUGGUAUGGCUAGUUUUGAGCUAUUAGGGGAUGAGAAUGGUGAUGAUGAUGAUGGUGUGGGGAAGAGUCAGAGUGAGGAGGAGGAGGAUGUACCUGCUGUGAGCUUUACAGGGAAGAAGAAGCCAUCAAAAGGUAAGAAAGGUGGUUUGAAGACAAGUUUUGCAAUGUUGGAUGAUGAGGAGAAUGAUAAAGAUGAGAGUGUUUUAGGUGAAGAGGAUGAAGCUCUGGCAGUGAGCUUUGUUGGGAAGAAGAAAUCAUCUAAAAGUUCAAAGAAGGGUGGGAGUUUGUUCAGUGCUGCGUUGUUGGAAGAAGAUGGUGAAGAGGAUGGAGUAAUUGACGAUGAAGCUGACAUUGUUGCAUUUACUGGUAAAAAGAAGUCAUCCAAAAAGAAAGGUAGCAAUGCAUUGGCUGCUUUAGGAGAUGAUACCUCCACUAAUAAUAAUGCAGAAGUGGAUGACUCUGUGUCUCAAGAAAAGGUCAGUGUGGCAAUGCCUGAAACUUCAAAGAAUAAGAAGAAGAAAAAAAAGGGUGGAAGGACAACUGAAGAACAGGACGAUUUGGAUAAGAUUUUGGCAGAGCUAGGUGAAGGGCCUGCGGUUUCAAAGCCAGAGCCAUCCCCAGCUCCAGUGCAACCAUCUCAAGCUGAGAAAGUUGAUACACAAUUGGAACCUGUUGAGUUGACUGAGGCAACAGGUGAAAAAGAGGGUGAAGAUGAAGGAAUCGCAGAGUUAUCAGCGGCAGCAAAGAAGAAGAAAAAGAAGAAAGAGAAGGAGAAGGAGAAAAAAGCAGCAGCUGCUGCUGAGCAAGAGAAAGAAACAAAAAGUAAAGCAGUGGACAAGAAAGUUCCCAGUUAUCUCAAAGGAAUGCGAGAGCAACUAGCUAGGCGUCAGGAGGCCGAAGAAAGGCAAAAGAAAGAAGAGGAGGAAAGGUUAAGGAAGGAAGAAGAGGAGCGCCUCAAGCAAGAGGAGCUUUUAAGGCAGGCUGAGGAAGCCAAACUCAGGAAAAAGGAGAAGGAUAAGGAAAAGCUUCGGUUGAAGAAGGAGGCUGGUCUGCUGCUUACUGCGAAGCAAAAGGAAGAACAACGUCGGAGAGAAGCAAUGAGAAGUCAAUUUCUUGCAUCUGCUGGAAUCAAGCUACCUGCCUCUGACAAUGGCGCUCCAACAAAGCGCCCUAUAUACACAACAAAGAAGUCAAAGUCAAACCGACAAACUAAUGGUUCGAAGACUCAAACUAUUGAUGAUACAGAGAUUACACAGGAAGCUGUUGGCGAUAGCGAAUCUGUUGAAACAGAGAAGCUGGAUGAGGUUUGCACAAUGGAUGAAGAGGAGAAGGCUGAAGUUGCUAAUGAUAUAGAAGCAAAUGUUGUGGCUGAAGAGGAAGAAGAAGAUGAUGAUGAGGACUGGGAUGCGAAAAGUUGGGAUGACAAUAACCUUUCUUUACCUGUUAAGGGGGCAUUUGAAGAUGAGGAAGCUGAUUCAGGAGCUCAGUCAGUAGUCAAAAAGGAAGUUAAACAGGUCGCCCAAUCUGUUUGUGAUACUUCUAAACCUGCUGCAGCAGCUAAUGAGGCUAUAUCAUCUCAGCCAACUAAAGGCCAGACUGCUCACAUUAAGCAGAAACAUACUGACUCUGCAGGAAAGAAAUCAAGUUCAGAUAUUCAGGCUAAUAACAGUGAAGGAAAUCUUAGGUCUCCAAUAUGCUGUAUAAUGGGUCAUGUUGACACUGGUAAAACCAAGUUGCUUGAUUGUAUCAGACAUACUAAUGUUCAGGAAGGUGAAGCUGGUGGUAUUACACAACAAAUUGGAGCAACAUACUUCCCUGCUGAAAACAUUCGAGAAAGGACCAGGGAAUUGAAGGCUGAUGCAAAGCUGAACGUCCCAGGUCUUCUUGUUAUUGACACCCCAGGGCAUGAAUCUUUCACCAACUUGCGAUCACGGGGUUCUGGGCUGUGUGAUAUUGCUAUCUUGGUUGUGGACAUCAUGCAUGGCUUGGAACCGCAGACAAUUGAGUCACUUAACCUUUUGAGGAUGAGAAAUACUGAGUUUAUUGUGGCCUUGAACAAGGUGGACCGGCUUUAUGGGUGGAAAACAUUGCGCAAUGCACCAAUUGUGAAGGCUCUGAAACAGCAAUCCAAGGAUGUGCAAAAUGAGUUUAAUAUGAGGGUCACAUCGGUAAUUACCCAGUUUAAGGAACAGGGUUUAAAUACUGAAUUGUACUAUAAAAACAAAGAUAUGGGUGAAACAUUCAACAUUGUUCCAACCAGCGCAAUAAGUGGGGAAGGUGUUCCUGAUUUGCUAUUGCUAUUAGUACAGUGGUCACAAAAGACUAUGAUUGAGAAGCUUACCUUCAAAAAUGAACUUGAGUGUACUGUACUGGAGGUUAAGGUCGUUGAAGGUCACGGAACAACCAUUGAUGUUGUAUUGGUCAAUGGUGUUCUUCAUGAAGGGGACCAAAUUGUUGUUUGUGGCAUGCAGGGCCCUAUUGUUACCACCAUCCGUGCUCUGCUGACACCUCAUCCAAUGAAGGAGCUUAGAGUCAAGGGAACAUAUCUGCAUCAUAAACAAAUCAAGGCGGCACAGGGGAUUAAAAUUUCUGCACAGGGUCUUGAGCAUGCUAUUGCUGGGACUGGCUUGUAUGUUGUGGGACCUGAUGAUGACCUUGAGGAGAUAAAAAGAUCAGCCAUGGAAGACAUGGAGUCUGUAUUGAACCGGAUAGAGAAGACUGGAGAGGGGGUCUGUGUGCAAGCAUCUACCCUCGGAUCAUUGGAAGCAUUGUUGGAAUUUUUGAAAUCACCAGCUGUAAACAUUCCUGUUAGUGGCAUAAGUAUAGGCCCUGUGCACAAGAAGGAUGUUAUGAGGGCAAGUGUCAUGCUUGAGAAGAAGAAAGAGUAUGCGACAAUUUUGGCAUUUGAUGUCAAGGUCACAACCGAGGUAGAGGAAUUUGCAGAAGAUACUGGUGUUAAGAUCUUUAAGGCUGAUAUCAUAUAUCAUUUGUUUGAUCAAUUCAAAGCGUACAUUGAUGGUAUCAAGGAGGAGAAGAAAAAGGAAGCUGCUGAGGAGGCAGUCUUUCCUUGUGUACUCAAGAUUAUGCGUGAUUGCGUAUUCAACAAAAAGGAUCCUAUUGUCUUGGGGGUGGAUGUUAUUGAAGGGGUUCUAAAGAUGGGAACACCAAUCUGUGUUCCUUCAAAGGACUUUAUAGACAUUGGGCGUAUUGCUUCCAUUGAAAUUAAUAAAAAACCAAUUGAGUCAGCGAAGAAAGGCCAACAAGUUGCCAUUAAGAUUGUGGGUACCAACCCUGAAGAGCAGCAAAAGAUGUUUGGAAGACACUUUGAUAUCGAAGAUGAGCUUGUUAGCCAUAUUUCCAGAAAAUCUAUUGAUGUGCUCAAAGCUAAUUACAAGAAAGAUGAGUCUAUGCCUAAUGAGAAUUGGAGGUUGCUUGUUAAAUUGAAGAAUCUGUUUAAGAUACAGUAAGCUUCCAUUGCUGCUCCUGUACUAUUCCGACAUUUUUGUGUAGAUAAGCGAGUCUUACAUGGAGCUGAAGUUUCAACUUGAAGUACAAAGUUGGUUGUUGGAUACCAACUCAGGUUCUCUUCUUGGCUGGUUCUCUUCCCAUUUUUAUUAAUGGCUGGAGAUAUGCUCGCUGUCAUCGGAGUUUUGUCACCCUUCAAUUUACUACAUCGAAAGCUAAUGGAGCUAGAUGCUGGGAACUGAUUGGCGUCCUUUUUGGCGUCGAGACAGAAUGAGAUAACUCUGAUCAAUACCUCAGGCAUUUGCCUUGUAUUUUUUUAAUCUUUUGCAGUUUUCUGGAUAGAGAGGGAAGGGGGGGUUGCGUUUAUGAGUGAUUUACAUAUUAUGAUAUUUGCUGUUCGAUGUUUUUGAAUAACUAUUUGCUUUAGAAUAAAAGAUUACUUUCACGAAGAA
This is a messenger RNA of Chenopodium quinoa (quinoa), 4605 nucleotides long. Its product is annotated as eukaryotic translation initiation factor 5B-like. The transcript is spliced from 12 exons. Bases 328 to 4155 code for a protein of 1275 amino acids. The record is from RefSeq and is a predicted model, not a curated record. Gene Ontology annotation, molecular function: translation initiation factor activity; GTP binding; GTPase activity. NCBI's taxonomy places the organism in Eukaryota, Viridiplantae, Streptophyta, Magnoliopsida, Caryophyllales, Amaranthaceae.